UAGUGAAAUAUUUGAAAACCUUUCUAUUAAGGCUUUGAAAUGGUUUGCCCAAAUUACAUAUGAUCAAUUAUGAAAUCUCUAAUUCAUAUUUGAAGAUUCUAUCAACCUUCAAAGAUUCUCCGUUCUCUGUAGAUUCUGCAUUAUUGUUAAAUUAUGUUCAGUCAUUGAGUGUUUACGUAGAGGAGCGGUUAUGGAUUUGACUGAAGGAAUCGGAGAGAGCUUAUCACCGACUCGGAGUUUUGUUAGUCUAAGUGGAUAUGAUAUCAAAACUGAUGUUUACAAUCGUUUAUUGGAUAUUGGAAAUGAUGAAGCAUUGUCUGAUCCCUAUUUUCUGGACCAGUUGAAUGCUCACUUUGAUCGCUUGCCAUCUAGUUAUGUGCUGGAUAUAAACAUGGAUAGGAUAGAGGAUGUAGUGUUGCAUAUAAAGCUUCUUGCAAAGGCUAAGGAUUAUCCUGAAAAGAGACCUGUUUUUCAUGUCCGUUUCCUUGAGAAUCUUCGAAGCAGAGGAGAUGAUGCUACAGUGCAACAUGUUACUAGUGUUCCUUCUACUUCCAGAAGAAACAAAGUAUCAGAAGGUGAAUCUGAAGCCUGCUCUAAGUUUGAAGAUCUGAAUUUGGAUGCAAGGAAGAUUUCCAUUCAGGGUGGUGGAAAACAUGACUGGAAAAACUUCUCAGUGAGGCAAGAUUCACUUCUUCAAAUGCAUGAAGUAAUUUUCUCUACAUCUGACAAGCCCAAGCUGCUUAGCCAGCUUUCUGCCUUACUUUCUGACAUAGGACUUAACAUUCGCGAAGCACAUGUAUUCUCAACAAAUGAUGGUUACUCAUUGGAUGUAUUUGUUGUGGAUGGCUGGCCUGAGGAUGUGGAGGGUUUAUACCAAGCAAUGGAAAAGGCAGUCAAUAGAUGUGAGGGAUCAUGGUCAGGGUCUUCACACAGUCAAUCAGCAGCGGAGAAGGUUCUGGCUGCACAAACAAAAGUUGGAGAUCGGGAAAUUGAUAAACGAUUGUUGAAGAUGGGAGAGAAAAUUGCAUCUGGAUCUUGUGGAGAUUUGAUUCGUGGAGUUUACCUUGGCCAGGAUGUUGCUGUGAAGAUUCUGAGAUCAGAACAUCCUAAUGAUUCAUUGGAGGAUGAAUUUUCCCAAGAAGUAGCCAUUCUUAGGAAGGUCCAGCACAAAAAUGUUGUCCGUUUCAUCGGUGCUUGCACACAGCCUCCUAAUCAUUGCAUAAUAACUGAAUACAUGCCCGGAGGGAACCUUUAUGAAUAUUUGCACAAGAAUCACGUUAUCUUGAAGCUUCCUCAGUUGGUAAAGUUUGCAAUAGAUGUAUGCAGAGGAAUGGAGUACUUGCAUCAAAAUAACAUCAUUCAUAGAGAUCUUAAGACUGCAAACCUGCUCAUGGAUUAUAACAGAGUUGUUAAGGUUGCAGAUUUUGGUGUUGCUCGGUUCCAAAACCAAAGUGGGAUCAUGACAGGAGAGACUGGAACAUACAGAUGGAUGGCUCCUGAGGUUAUAAAUCAUCAACCAUAUGACCAGAAAGCAGAUGUCUUUAGUUUUGCCAUCGUUUUAUGGGAACUUGUUACUUCCAAGGUUCCAUAUGAUUCUAUGUCUCCCUUACUAGCUGCCCUAGGUGUGAGACAGGGACUCCGACCCGAAAUUCCAGCCAAUACACACCCAAUGUUAGUGCAGUUAAUGACCAAAUGUUGGGAGGCUGAUUCAGGGCUGCGGCCAUCCUUCUCAGAAAUAAGAACUGAGCUGGAAGCAUUCAUUGAGCAGGUAUAGUACAAGCUGUUUCCUUAUUCCUCCAUCCCUACUUUUCGAUCUCCUAGAUUCUCUUUAUUGGUUUUUUUUUUAACUCAAGGUAAAUUCAGAAGCACCAAAUGGUAGAUGUUCAUAAAAUCCCAGAAUGGUACAGUUAUAUUUUGAGCCAAAAAAAGGUAAUUGUGUUAUAUUCUUCAUAGUCAUAUAAUAGAGAUCGGUUUAUAAGUGAGAGAUGAGUUGAGCGGAAAAGCCAUUUACAUAUAUAUACACGUCUGUGAACACAACCAGGAACAAACUCUUUUUUUUUUUUUUUUUUCUGAUUGUUAUGCUUGUGGUGUUGGAGUUCCCUAUAGUAUGAUAUCAGUUUUGUAAAUUUGUAACUUUUGGAGUGC
Messenger RNA from Impatiens glandulifera, 2145 nucleotides. Its product is annotated as serine/threonine-protein kinase STY46-like. The transcript has 15 exons. NCBI's taxonomy places the organism in Eukaryota, Viridiplantae, Streptophyta, Magnoliopsida, Ericales, Balsaminaceae. The record is from RefSeq and is a predicted model, not a curated record. Gene Ontology annotation, biological process: protein phosphorylation. Gene Ontology annotation, molecular function: ATP binding; protein kinase activity. Bases 191 to 1774 code for a protein of 527 amino acids.